Rotaria sordida is the source of this 867-nucleotide messenger RNA. The record is from the annotation of a GenBank genome assembly. NCBI's taxonomy places the organism in Eukaryota, Metazoa, Rotifera, Eurotatoria, Philodinida, Philodinidae.
AUGAAUAGUCUACAAGGUACGCUACUUUCUCAAAUCGAUGAAUGGCAGAAUCAAAUUAUGGAAAAAGUGCAUCAAUCAGCUGACGAGGCAAGAAACCAAGUGAAAGAAUUACUGCUUAACAAAAUUAAGGAUGUAGAGCAAGAACUUGAAGAAAUAACUAAACAAUUGCAAAAACUCCAAGAAACGAAGAACUAUGUUGAAAAAAAUAUUAAAUUAAUCGAAGAAAACUUCGGUUUACUUCGAGAAAAGUUUAGCCGAAUAACUGAACCACCAUCUAUUAAGUUGGAUGUAGAGCGAACUAAACAAAUCGAUUGGAGUUCUCUUAUCUGUGUCGACAACGCUGAGAAAAAGGUAAACGUACGUUGUUCAUCAGCACAUAUCAAAUGUCCUUGGUUAGGAUUACAGAAUCAACUUGAAGAUCAUUUGAAAACAUGCAUUUUCGAGCCUCUUCGAUUGGAAAUUGAAACAUUGAAUAAACAAACAACGGAACAAAAAACUCAAAUAGAGAAUUAUAACACUGAGAUUCGACGAUUGAAUGUGCAGUUGCAACAAUGUCACGAUCAAAUUCCCAAAUAUACACAUGAGAUCGACCAACUGAAAAAGGAGCGGGAACAAUUGAAGACUCAAAUCCGUAACAACGGAUCUGAUAUUCCACUGCUAAAAAGACCAAUACAACAGUUGCGUAUCAAAGCCAAAGAAAAAGAACAAAAACAAGAAUUUGCUCCACCAGGUGCUUAUCAGAUACUUGAUCGAAAUUAUGUAUUUCUCAUGUUAUCAUUGAUUAACACAAUAUCUGCAAGUAUUUAUUCCGAAAAGCGAAAAGUAGAUGAACAAAACUAUUGUCAUCAGCAACCAUAUAUUGUAUAA